Molecule: messenger RNA, 3546 nt
Organism: Suillus paluster
Lineage: Eukaryota; Fungi; Basidiomycota; Agaricomycetes; Boletales; Suillaceae
Exons: 13
Coding region: 1-3546 (1181 amino acids)
Molecular function (GO): ATP hydrolysis activity; ATP binding
Source: RefSeq, a predicted model, not a curated record
AUGUUGAGCUGCGGCAUCCAUCCUUGCCCGCUAAAAUGCCAUCAGAUCUCGGACCAUUCGCAAAUGCCUUGUCAACACCCGUAUUCCGGCAUGUGUGAUGCCGAUCGCCACAAGCUGAAGUGGAAAUGUUUUCAGUCGAAGCCGGAUCCUUGUCCUGACUGUACCAAAGAAGCCAAACGUGCAGAGGAGAAGCGAAAACGCGAACUCGAGCUGAAGCAGAAACUAGCGGAGGAGGAACUGCAACGUCUGAUACAACGUGAACAGGAGCAGUUGGAGCACGACUUACGCAUGGCUGAGCUGGAUGCCAAGUUCAAGGCGGAAAUGGAUGCGAUAGCUGACGCCCAGGUUGCGCAGCAGCGAGCCAAUGUCUACCAACAGAAAAUCAAGGAUAUCGAGGCAGCUAGAGCCAACGCACAGAAGGCGGCUGUAAAUGCACAGGCACACGCCAACGCUGCCCAUUCUGCCUUGUCAUCCAGGACACACCCCACACCUUCCGCACCUUCCGCACCUCCAUCCAAUCCGCAGUCAAACGUUCCUCCGCCAAAUCCUACUCCUCCGUCGUCAUCGCCGAGUCCGCAGCCAAGCACAAAAUCUUCGACUUCACAGACGAAUUCCCAGCAAUCGAAGUCUCAACAAAGUGGACCUUCCUCGACGUCAUCGAACAAUGCAGCACCCACGUCGCCUGCCCACCAGGAUUGGUUGUACCAGAAGCAAGUCAAUGGCGAAAAAAAUAGCGCCAUCGACGGUAUCAUGGAGUUGACAGGGCUUGAGGAAGUGAAAGCACAAGUACUCCUAACCCAGGAACUGGUGAGUACUCUUCGAUGUUUUAGCGUCCGGAUCGCUCACAUUCCUCCAGGAAAAACCACAGUCGCAAGGUUGUAUGCGCCAUUUCUCGAAUCAGUUCAAGUUCUCCCAGGCGAUGCCUUCCUUGAAACGACGGGUGCAAGCUUGGCACAUGACGGGGUAGCUGGAGCCAAAAAGCUCAUCGCAGAUGCCAUGAUGGUGGGAGGAGGCGCUAUCUUCAUCGACGAAGCAUACCAACUUGUUAGCGAACACCAGCACACAGGAGGUCAGGUGUUGGACUUUCUUCUCGCCGAGAUGGAGAACCAAGUGGGUACUCUGGUCUUCAUUCUCGCGGGAUACAGCAAGCAGAUGGAGAAGUUCUUCGAACACAACCCUGGCCUUCCGAGUCGUGUUCCGUACUCCCUCAAGUUCGCAGACUAUACUGACGUGGAGCUUCUGACGAUGCUGGAAGCGCUUGUGGAGAAACAAUAUUCAGGCCAGAUGAAGGUGGAAGACGGCAUCAGGGGCUUAUAUGCUCGAAUUGCAGUGCGUCGACUUGGACGCGGUCGCGGUCGCGAGGGCUUCGGAAAUGCUCGGGCAUUACAGAACAUGUUUUCCAGGGUCGCCCAGAGACUAGCUGAACGACUUCAGAACGAACGUAAACAGGGAUGGCCCACUGACGAUUUUUUUAUCUUCAAAGAGGACUUCAUCGGUCCUGACCCAUCCCAGGUCCUUCCGCAAUGCGCUCCUUGGGAGAAGCUACAGAAAAUGAUAGGUCUCGAUUCCGUGAAAGACAAGACUCUGUCCCUUCAAGAGAAAGAGCCCCUUGCGAUGUCUCUGAACCGCGUCUUUCUUGGCUCACCGGGAACCGGCAAAACGACAGUUGCGAAACUCUACGGACAGAUACUCACAGAACUAGGGCUUUUGAGCAACGGCGAAGUCGUGGUCAAGAAUCCGUCUGAUUUUGUGGGCGCGUACCUUGGCCAUACGGAGAAGAGCACCAAAGCUAUCUUGGACAGUACCGUUGGUAAAGUUCUAGUUAUAGAUGAGGCGUACAUGCUGUACAGCAAAAACUCUGGACACCAGGACUCGUUUAAAACGACCGUAAUUGAUACCUUGGUCGCGGAGAUUCAAAGCGUACCCGGAGAAUAUCGCUGUGUUUUGCUAUUGGGAUACAAAGAACAGAUGGAAGAGAUGUUCCAGAACGUGAACCCCGGGCUCGCUCGCAGAUUUGCCAUUGAAAACGCAUUCACCUUCGAGGACUUCACUGAGUCCCAACUUCGGGAGAUCUUGGACUUCAAGCUGAAGGAUCAGGACCUCGGAGCCACAGACUCAGCGAAACAGGUUGCCAGCGAUCUUCUGAACAGAGCGAAGAACCGUCCUAACUUUGGAAAUGCCGGCGAGGUAGAGAACAUGCUCGGUCUGGCUAAAGCCCGCUACCAAAAGCGUCAAGCGUCAGUGCCUCCUGAUCAACGUUCCGACGUGAUCUUCGAGCCUGAGGAUUUUGACCCGGAUUGGGAAUGUGAUCGCAACGCUGCAGCUAAUCUCACGAAACUCUUCGAGGAUCUUGUUGGUUGCGACGACAUCGUGAAAAAACUAGGCGACUAUCAGAAAAUUGCUCGUGCGAUGAACAAACAAAUCCCAACGAGUUUCAUUUUCAAAGGACCUCCAGUGUAUUAUGACAUGGGAUUCCUUUCUUCAUCCGACCUGAUCGAGUGCUCAGCCUCCGACCUUGUGGGGCAGUACGUAGGUCACACCGGUCCAAAGACGAAGAAACUUUUCGAGAAGGCCCUGGGAAAACUUAGUAACGGGCACUUUGCGCAAGAAGCCAUUGAUGAGGUCGUCGGCCUCAUGACCAACGAGAAGUUCAUGAACAAGAUGGUCAUCGUUUUUGCAGGCUACGAGAAAGAAAUGAACUGCUCUGAAAUCACUCUGACCAACAUGACGGCGGCUAAGUGUCUUCAAGUACUCGACAAGGAAUUACAGAAGACGCAGAUCAUCCUGUCCGAGCUAGCCGACACCUCUUCUUCUGCUUACUCCGAGAUGGAGAUAUCAUCGACCGAAUGUCACGCUUGUCCAACUGGGGGAACAACAGCUCUUCAUCCAAGCGGGCGCCGCCGAAGCCUCCUCCGCCAUCAGGGCCGUCCCUCUACACCCAGCAGAUCCCACCCACCUAAUAAGCCACCUUCACAAGGUAGUGCAUCAUCCAGCAAAAAAAACCCGCCGCUGCCGCCGUCUGCUCCGUUGUCCGCUGCAAAGAUCACUCCGAAAUCCACUCCUCGUUGCCCGAAGCCGCCCAAAAAUUUCCAACAGGGGUCGCCUGCACCGUCCAGUUCUGGAAGUCUGCCUCCUCCCUCUAUUUCAGGAUCCCAAAGCAGUGCCCCACCUGACUCCAGAUCAGCAAGGGAAAGCGAAGCACCUCGGUCUGCCAAUGGUGUUCAGCGUGACCCAGGAAUCGCCGAUGCUAUCUGGAGGCGAUUGGAGGCAGAUAAAGCUGCAGCGCUGGAGGCUCAAAGGAAAGCAAUUGAGGAGGAAGUGAUUCAACGUCGAGAGGCAGAGAUGCAGGCAGCAAUGGAGAGAGCUGCUGCCACACUCGUCCGAAUGCAUCAGGAGCAAGAGAGGAAGAAACACGAAGAAGUGAGAAUACAGCAGAAGUUGAGGAACCUCGGCGUCUGCAUACAAGGCUAUGCAUGGAUCAAACAAGCAUCAGGGUACCAUUGUGCGGGUGGCUAUCAUUUUAUUUCCGACUCCCAGCUGUGCUAG